AUGGCCGAUGCAGGUGGCUGGAGCACGAUCGAGUCAGACGAGGGUGUCUUCACCUCUCUGAUCGAGACCCUCGGCGUGAAAGACGUCCAAUUCGAAGAACUCAUUUCUCUAGACGCAGACACCAUUCGAUCCUUAAGCCCCGUCUACGGCGUAAUCUUCCUCUUCAAAUGGACGCGUGAAGCAACCGGCGCCGGCGCCGAAGCACCACUAGACGGCACCUACGACCCGAACGCGACCGAAAACGGGCUCUUCUUCGCGGCGCAAACGAUCCAGAACGCCUGCGGCACACAGGCCAUCCUCUCCGUGAUCCUGAACCACGACCCGGCGCCCACGCCCAUCGAGCUGGGGCCCGAACUGCGCUCCUUCAAGGACUUCACGACCGGUUUCCCACCCGAGCUGCGCGGCGAGGCCCUCUCCAACUCGGAGGCGAUUCGCUCCGCGCACAACGCGUUCGCAAAGGCGAGCCCGUUCGCGGACGAGACGGCCCGGCCGCCGGACGAGGAGAAUGCGGCGGAUGUCUACCAUUUCAUUGCCUAUACGCCCGUGAACGGCACGCUGUACGAGCUUGACGGGUUGCAGCCGCAUCCGAUCAGCCACGGGCCGUGCGAUAGUGCGGCGUUCCCGGAGAAGGUUAUUGAGGUUUUGCAGAAGCGCAUUGCGAGGUAUCCGGCUGGGGAGACGGCGUUCAAUCUGAUGGCGGUUGUGAGGGAUCCGAGGGUCCACGCGAGGGAGAUUGGGGAUACGGAGACGUUGGAGCGAGAGGAGAGGAAGAGGGCUGCGUGGCAGUGGGAAAAUACGCUGCGGAGGUGGAAUUUCGUGGGGUUUAUUGGUGAGAUGAUGAAGGGGGUGGUGAGGAUGAAGGAUGGGCAGGAUCCAUCUGGGAAGGCAUAUGAGGAGUGGGUGGAGGCGGCGAAGAAGGAGACCAGGAAGAAAUUGGAGAUGCGCAGAUAA
Penicillium chermesinum is the source of this 951-nucleotide messenger RNA. Its product is annotated as putative 26S proteasome-associated ubiquitin C-terminal hydrolase. The transcript is spliced from 3 exons. Gene Ontology annotation, biological process: ubiquitin-dependent protein catabolic process; protein deubiquitination. The record is from RefSeq and is a predicted model, not a curated record. Gene Ontology annotation, molecular function: cysteine-type deubiquitinase activity. Gene Ontology annotation, cellular component: cytoplasm. Bases 1 to 951 code for a protein of 316 amino acids. NCBI's taxonomy places the organism in Eukaryota, Fungi, Ascomycota, Eurotiomycetes, Eurotiales, Aspergillaceae.